Molecule: messenger RNA, 4263 nt
Organism: Scleropages formosus (Asian bonytongue)
Lineage: Eukaryota; Metazoa; Chordata; Actinopteri; Osteoglossiformes; Osteoglossidae
Gene: mapk1
Product: mitogen-activated protein kinase 1
Exons: 9
Coding region: 385-1494 (369 amino acids)
Biological process (GO): protein phosphorylation
Molecular function (GO): MAP kinase activity; ATP binding
Source: RefSeq, a predicted model, not a curated record
UCUCUCUCUCUCUCUCUCUCUCUCUCCCUCCCUCGCCACCUGCCCCAUUAUUUCCUGCGGUGCCGCCGCCCGCCCGCCCCGUCACGUUCGCUGCAGUCUGCGGAUGUGCCGUUGCCGGACUGGUGGGAAGUGGCAGCGUUCGUGUCCGUCUCUCCGCCUGCUCCACCAUUUCGUACGUUCGCUUCGUGCUGAGGCGCGUCCGUCAGCCCGCCCUUCCUCGUCACACAGAGACUGAGUCGUGUGUCCUCGCGCCCCCGCGGCCCGCCUCACUCCCGCACCCGCUCGCUCUCCCUCAGCGCGCGUGCUGACUCUCUCAAUCUCUCUCUCUCUCUCUCUCUCUCUCUCUCUCUCUCUGCGUGACUCGGCAGCUCCGUUGGAACAACAAUGGCGACCGCUGCGGUGUCCUCUCCUCCCGGCGACGCCUGCAACCCCGGCUCCGGGGCCGAAAUGGUGCGCGGACAGGCCUUCGACGUGGGUCCGCGCUACAGCAACCUCUCCUACAUCGGCGAGGGCGCCUACGGCAUGGUGUGCUCUGCUUAUGAUCGGGAAAACAAGGUCCGUGUGGCCAUCAAGAAGAUCAGCCCCUUUGAGCACCAGACCUACUGCCAGCGCACCCUGAGAGAGAUUAAGAUCCUGCUGCGCUUCAAACACGAGAACAUCAUUGGCAUCAAUGACAUCAUCCGCCCCCCCUCUAUUGACCAGAUGAAAGAUGUCUACAUCGUCCAGGACCUCAUGGAGACUGACCUCUACAAACUCCUGAAGACGCAACACCUGAGCAACGACCACAUCUGCUACUUCCUCUACCAGAUACUGAGAGGCCUCAAAUACAUCCACUCAGCCAAUGUGCUGCACCGUGAUCUCAAGCCCUCCAACUUGCUGCUCAACACUACCUGUGAUCUCAAGAUCUGUGAUUUUGGCCUGGCCCGUGUGGCGGAUCCUGACCACGACCACACCGGCUUCCUCACAGAGUACGUUGCCACACGCUGGUACCGUGCACCCGAGAUCAUGCUUAACUCCAAGGGCUACACCAAAUCCAUUGAUAUUUGGUCUGUGGGCUGCAUCCUGGCUGAGAUGCUGUCCAACCGGCCUAUUUUUCCUGGGAAGCACUACCUGGACCAGCUGAAUCACAUUUUGGGCAUUCUGGGCUCUCCCUCUCAGGAGGACCUCAACUGCAUAUUCAACCUAAAAGCACGGAACUACCUGCUCUCCCUGCCGCUGCGGUGUAAGGUGCCCUGGAACCGGCUCUUCCCCAACGCCGAUCCCAAAGCUCUGGAUUUGCUGGACAAAAUGUUGACCUUUAACCCCCAUAAGCGGAUUGAAGUGGAGGAGGCCCUAGCCCAUCCCUAUCUGGAGCAGUAUUACGACCCCACGGAUGAGCCUGUAGCUGAGGCUCCUUUCAAGUUCGACAUGGAGUUGGAUGACCUGCCCAAAGAGACUCUAAAAGAGCUCAUCUUCAAGGAGACAGCGCGGUUCCAGCCUGGAUUCAGGACCUAAUCAGCAGAUCUGCCCAGGACUGACUCCACGCCAGCGCUGCGCUGCUCUUCUCCUUCGGAUACGCUUUGGUUCACGUCUCGGCUGUCCAUCGCUGCCCUCCUGUCUGUCCGCCUGCUUGGGAACUCAGUCUUUCCCUGUUCAUCCCCCCCAUGCAUGCUCCCCUUUUGUAAGCAACUCGGGGAGCCACAGCGCAGGUCAUUUUCUUUGCGAUGGCUGAGCUGCAGAUACUGGCUCUGUGGGAGUGAGGACACCGGUAUUAAUCUUCACACAAAAUGAAUCAGAAGUUAACUGAACAACCAGGUGCUUUUUUUUUGUAUUGUUACCCAAGAGGAACAUGGGUGUACAAGUGGUUUUAAAAAAAAGAAGAAAAAAAAAAAAUAAAUGAAGCACACUCAUGAUGCCACACGUCAAACAGGAAUGAUGUCAGUUAUGAGGGGCAAAAGAGUUCUGAACUCAGAUACCUGUUGUUAGUUAAUUCAGAACAAAAGUCAACACCAUCAUGACCAGAGAUCUUGUUUCAGGCUCCAACACUUGGGACACUCUGCACCUCUUCCCCACAGUGACAUUCCAAAGCCCACUUCCUUUCUCCAGCAAAAGCACAUUGGGGCCAGUUUAGUGUUGGGAUGUCACUUUUGAAGCAGUGCUAUGUGAGGACAACGGCCCAAGGGAAGUGUGCACUUACGGCUGGUCGCUGCAAAGUGCCCCCCACCCCCUCUUCCUUUACCCAGCACUACUGCAGGCGUCCCAAGGGACGGAUUAACCUGCCCUCCCCAACAUUGCUUUUGACCCGAUGCAGUCAGAUCAGUCUGAUUUGGGGCUGGAGGGAGGCCAGCGUCCUCCACGGCUCUGCAGUUCUCUCAGCAUUCGCACUCAUCCACGUUAUUGAAUUUUAUUUCUCAAAGCUCACUUCCCAUUAAGAUGGGAGAGUCCAAACUUUUAUCUUAAUAUAUAUAUGUGUGUGUGUGGGUUUUUUUUUUUUUUUUUUCCUCCUCCUCCUCCCCCCCCAUACUUGAAAAAGCCCCAGCGUUUGUUGUGUAACGACAAAAUUGAGUUGACUUUUAAAAAUCCAGGGUUUCACUCACGGUGCCAACUUGCUUCUCGCUCUGUGCCACUACCUGCCUGCUGUUCUCUCCUCUGGUUUGCGUAGUCAUGGCUCACCGGCCUUCUUUCCUACAGGGAGUGACGCUUUGCUCCACUUUGUAUUUGCUCCUGUCGCUUUCGGGAGAGGAAGCUGAGGCACCUUCCUCUGCCCGUUUCUGCAUUUCUUUGAAAGCCUCCACCGUUUCCCUAAACGUCUCCCGCUGCCUUGAGCACUUGUACUUGUGGAUGUAAUAGUGCAGUUGGUUUGCCCGUCUCUCUCUCUCGCGCUCUUUCUCACUCAUUGCCUCCUCUUUCUUUCUUGGCCCCCUCUGCUGUCCUUGAGGGCAGGACCCCCUCCCCUCAUGUGCUGAGUCAGUUUGUCCUGCCUUGUGACAAUAAGCUCCCCUUGCAUGACUGUUAAAAGCUUUCUAUACAAAGACUAUGUAAGUGCCACACUACUGGGAGCUCCGCUCUGGAAUCCCAGGGUCUUGUUCCUCUACCUUUGCGCUCCACGUUUCCCGAAAUUAGGGUGCUUUCAUUUAGGUCAGCUUCUUUUCCAGCGCAGAACCCCUGCACCCCACCAUUCACAUCCUUUCAGUUUCUUUCACAAGAUGAAAUUGGUUGUCAUCGCUCAUCGCCACACACCUUUUUGUUUGUUUUAAAUAUUCAAUGACAAGAUUGUAUUGGACAUGAGAUGUGGUUCAAGAGAAACUAAUCUGAUGGUUUGGGGAGGAAGAAAAAGGCAAAGAAUCUCAAGUCUAGGAAACUUGCCUGCUUAUGAACCUGGCAACUGAACCUCAAUGCAGUUUUGAGUUUGUAAAGAUGAGUCGUCUUUUAAUUCAUAGCCAGUUUCCUUCUGCAGAAACCAAGGGUUGUGUGACUACAUGUCUUGAAGAAUUACUUCAACGUAGACACAAGAAGGAAAAAAAAAUGCCUUUUGUCAGUUGACAAGAACAUUUAUGCUAAGGAUUUUAUAAAUUUUUAUAAAAAGUUUAUUAUGGAUUGUUCUCCUUUUGACAGGGUGGGUCGGUGUUUCAGUGUUAAAGGCUUUCAGUUAAAUUGAAAUGGAAAACACGGUUAUUUAGCGAAAAAAUCCAGGGAUUUGAGUUACACAUUUUUCUGAGGAUGUGGGGAGGGGGGGGGCUUGAUAAUUUCAGGACACUAUCCUGUUGCUAGAAAACCUCCGAUUGCUCUCCAUUUCUUAUUUCUGUCCUUGAGCAGCAGCUCCACUUGACGCGGCUCAGCGCCAUGGCGAAUUCCACAUUCUCUCCGUCAGUGUGGUAAACUGCGCCUGGGUGGGGGUGGUUGCUUCUCCACAAACGUACUGCAAAUCCCGUUGUAAGAUAGCUUCUGCCGAAUCCAUGUGCAUCCUGUCCCGUUUUGUGCCUUUAUUAGUCUUGUAUGACAAGAUUUAUUGCGUGCUUUGUCGGGGAUCAGUCGUGAUUGCAGUUUAUUCUUAAGAGGAAUCUAUUCCCACGGUUAUGUAAUUAAAGAGAAGUUAUAUUGCCACAGCUUUGUGAUUGUUACUCUAUAUUGAAAAGGUAAGACAUGGAGCUCCCCAUCCCCCUUGCCUUAUGUUUUUGGACGCUUUGUUGUAAACCCUUUUUUAUUGUAAAAUGAAUGUUAUGUUUCUAGUGAAUAUUAAUCUUGUUAAAUAAUUGUUUCCUUGUAUUAAACUACUCCUAUACA